Messenger RNA from Cryptococcus wingfieldii CBS 7118, 966 nucleotides. RefSeq lists its product as hypothetical. Gene Ontology annotation, molecular function: zinc ion binding. The record is from RefSeq and is a predicted model, not a curated record. NCBI's taxonomy places the organism in Eukaryota, Fungi, Basidiomycota, Tremellomycetes, Tremellales, Cryptococcaceae. Gene Ontology annotation, cellular component: cytoplasm. Bases 1 to 966 code for a protein of 321 amino acids. The transcript is spliced from 5 exons.
AUGUCCACCAACCCAGAGAUCAUGUUCCUCGGCUCAGAGUGCAACCACCCAGCCUGCUACCUCCACGACUUUCUCCCCUUCUCCUGCCCAGCAUGCCAUCAGUCAUUCUGCCAGCCGCACUUUCUCCCAUCGCAGCACUCUUGCACGGCCCCCUUGCCACCGUCCAUGGUCGACAGGAUCGCCCCCACAUGUCCCAUGUGCAGCGAGAUCGUGCCGUUCCCGAAGAGUAUGGACCCGAACGAGGCUGUCGAACAGCAUAUCCUCGGAGGCACUUGCACUGGCUUUCAGGGCGGGGAGGAGAGGAAGAAGGCAGAAGUCAAGAGGCGGCGAGAUGCGGGCGAGGUCUGCUGGCGAAAGACGUGUGGCAAGGUCUUGGUCGUCAAGAUGAAGUGUGAUACAUGCCAGCACAUGUUUUGCCCAACUCAUCGACGGCCCAACGCGCAUUCGUGUACCAACCAAACCCCUUCCCCCGGCUCCUCCUCUUCAGGUCUCGUAACGCCACAGCUGCACGUACCCAACCCUUCUCGUCCUGCAGGAAAGUCUGCCAUGUCCCGUCUCCUCCCACCAUCCAUGCAGCCUCCCGCUGGAGCCUCCGCCAAGCCCUCUCUGCCCGCCAAGACUGCGCCGUCGCCAAAGCCUUUACCAGCUACGGUCGUGCAGAAUAGCGAGCCUGCGACGACGGGUGGGACAGGGCAAAAGAUGGAUGCGAGGGCGGCGGCUGCGGCUGCAGCGCUGAAGAGGGCUGGACAGGAUGUCAAGGUGCCUUUCGUGAAGAGUACCACGCAAAAACGAACCAAGGCAGAGAUUGAUUCACAGAUGAAGGCGCUCAAAGCCCGACACGAUAAAGGUCUCCUCACCAAAGCCGAGCAGGUCAAGUAUGCGGAACUCGUAGGCGAGAAGGAAGCGAGUAGACGGUCGGGAGGGAAUGGGGAGAAGGGCAAGGAUAAAGAUUGUAUCAUUGCGUAG